AUGGAUGACGAUAAUUUCAGCACAAGUGAUAACGAAACAGUUUCACAACAGUCGGUUGAUAUUCCGUUGUCCCCUUCUUCAUCCCACCCAGCUCUCCCACCCUCCGACACUGCCCGCGGCCAAAUCGGCUCGCCUUCGUCUGGCUUGACGAGCAAUUCCGACUUCCAGUUGAAGUCGCUCCCUGCUGGACCAACUUCCAUUGAAUCAUCUGCGUCCAAUGGCCGAGUAAAGUUGCGUCAGCAGUCCAUUGGAGCUCUGGGUACUAGUCAUGACCCAAGUCCUCCACCCGCUGCUUUCAACGCGUCGCCAUCAACUUCCCCGAAGUCUUUUGGAUUUUUGACUAGGUCCACUACACGCGCAUCGACUAGUGAAUCGACCCUCUCAUCUACUUCUACCUCGUCCAUCGCCAAGAAGCUUCGUCCCGAAUCUUUAAUUAUCGAUCCCAAAGUACCGAAACUGAUUAUAGGGCUUGCGGUUGUCGAUUUUAACCAUCUCGUUGGGCCGACGAUUGAAAUAGCCUAUCCACAGUCAAUCCUUGAGGAUGAGGAACUCUGCAAAAUCCUGCCCUUUCUAGCAUUACCUGAUGGCGCACACCUUAACGAGGAGGAUUAUUCGUACUUUCAUGUAGUCCCGACGAAGCAAACCGUUUUCCCAUCGCAGCCGGCCCCUCCAGCGCCCGCCUGUACCAUAUUUGCCAUCUCGUGCAACCGGCAGAUUGCAACAUCGACCUUGUUAUGCAAAGAAGCUGAUGUGACGCGUUCCACUGUGCAGAAAGCUGUGGUUGUGCUCGCCAGCAAGCCCCUCUUCGGUAUGAUCAGAGAUAAACUGGGGGUAAUAACGAGAGCCUUCUUCAACCAACGAGAUUUUCGGGAUCACUCGAUAUUAAUGGAAUUUUGCGAUGGUUUGGAGUCCUCCUUGCGUCAACAACUGACAGAAAGUAGUGUGUACAUGGGUACACGGGAACUUGUGCACACGUUUCGCCACCGCACCCUGAUGCUACUCAAGUUGCUCUUGAUACAGAGAAAAAUACUUUUUUUUGGACAUCCGGUUGAACGUCUAUGCACUUAUCAAUACUCAUUAGUUUCUCUCAUUCCCGGCCUGCUACUUGCUUUGGAAGAUUGUGGCAGCCCGUCUCUUCACUCCCGUGCUGCUACACUCGAGCGGGCAAUGGAAUUUAAGUCUUCUGAUCGAAAAAGUGUCCUAAGGUUCCUGGGUUUGCCUCUGGAAAUUUUUGGGAAGGAUGCGUUCUUCCAGCCCUAUCUGCCGCUGCAACAAAUAGACCUGAUGAAGACUGAUUCCUUCCUCUGUGGGACGACAAAUAGCAUAAUGACACAUCAGAAAGAGACUUUCCCCGAUCUAUUAGUUAAUAUUGAAACAAAUUCUUUUGACUUUGCGAAUCCGAUGAUUGAACGUCUUGUUUCCUUGACAGCUGCAGAUAGGAAGUGGAUGGAUGACAUUGUGCAAGACGUUAACGAGGGUUGGAAUGAGGCAGAUCCGCAGCGGUCAUCGACAAUGCAGUUCAAGGGCAGCGAUGAUUACCUGCGGAUCAAGUUCGAAGAUUACAUAUGUUCUGCACUCUCCUGUCUCAAAUACACCGAUUACUUGGAGAAAAAUGCGAAGGGAAAUAUCACGGUAUCGGGUGCCACUGGCGAUCCCAACGUGGUUCGGAAUUUCGGCGAGGGAUGGCUGGAGGCAUUCCAGAAGUCCCAUGCUUUCCAAGUAUGGGACGGGAUUACCGACCCCGUUAUCUUUGACAUUGUUGAACCAAGGCAUCCCUGUGACACGAAGCCGAGCGUGAUAUCUGAUUUUGGAUUAAGAAUAUCCGAAGGGAUUCAUGAGCUUAACUUGGAAAAGAAUCUAGGCUCGACAAAGGAAGCGAUAUCAUCAGCAAUUAAUGCAGGGUCGACUAGUUUCUUCAAGGCGGUAGAAGGUGUCCGGAGUGAAGUCUCUGCUCGAUUUUCCGCCCAAAGAGCCGCUACUAUUCCUAGCACAUCUGUUUCACCUGCACUUUCGCCUUCUUUACCUCCAAUCGAGCGUCGUUCAAGUGCAAAUUCACUUGCCCCCCCUCAGCAAUCAGGUGGCGGGCUCCGUCCCCUCUCUCUUGGGCUCGGUUUGCGUCGAACCAGCUCCCCGGCACUGGACACUAAAGAACCCUUCGCAUCACCGUCAACACCAACGUUAGUAGAUACGGCCCAAGCUGCUCGUGCGGCCAUAAGCAAUUGGGGCACAGGAAUUGGAAGUUUUAUCAGCAAUCGAACCGCGGGUCUCCGGAACGCAACUACGAAGGAAGCAUCGUCAACGUCGCCUAGUCCUUCGGGUACACUGCGAUCCCUCUCCUUGAAUGCAAACUCGGCGGUACUGAGCGAUGCAGCAAGUCGAUCACCAAACCGCCGGCAUUUUGAUCGGCAACUAUCAUCCUCGCCCGUUCCUGUGAGUCCCACUCUUCAGGCCCGAGACCUGGAUAAGGAAAGAGAGGGAGCUAUGAGGGCUAAGUCAUCUGUUGGAUAAGCAAGUCAUGAUGGAUGCUAUCCACCGCUUGCUAUCUUUGUUCUAGCACUGCAAUGAUCUGUAUUUACAUCGAUGAUUCUAUCUUUAGAGUAUACCACCAUCUCAACGGAGCCCUUAGGUGAUUACUAAUCUGUAGCACUGCCUUCCGUACACGUUGUUCUUUCCAGUCGAUCUAUGUAGAUUCGGAGUGGCCUCCCCACGGGCGCCUCAUUCUAAUUUAAUUUCAGGGGCAGCGGCCCCGAGUGGCAAUACAUUCCGU
Cantharellus anzutake is the source of this 2767-nucleotide messenger RNA. RefSeq names its product transport protein Avl9-domain-containing protein. Gene Ontology annotation, cellular component: cytoplasm. The record is from RefSeq and is a predicted model, not a curated record. The transcript is spliced from 13 exons. Bases 1 to 2508 code for a protein of 835 amino acids. Lineage: Eukaryota; Fungi; Basidiomycota; Agaricomycetes; Cantharellales; Hydnaceae.